CCGACAACCCUUCCCCCAUUUUACAGCCAGGCGGCGUGACGAAGAGACAUGUACACGGGCGUCUUCCACGCCGAGGAGGCGCGCAGAGAGCUCGGGUGUGUUAGCCGGGGAUACCACCGUUUAAAAGCAAAAACACUGGCGUGUUGGAUUUUAAAGGAGCUAGCGCUAGCUAAGCGAAACAAACAAACAAACCAACAAAAAACAAUCGCGCGCGAGGACAACGAACCCAAGUUUGACGUCAAAGAAUGGGUUUUCAGUCAUGUUUGGUGGGCUAAUCCGUGUCACGGGCACUAGACUCGGCGCCGAGCGGAGGAGCACGUCAAGUAGAGCCGGGCCUGUUUUGUACGGUGUUGAAUGGAGGCAGUCUCUUCCUGGUGGAUAAACAGUGACAGCUACAGGGCAGCCACCGACACCCAGCGGCCCGGCUCCGGCGUUGCUGGCCGCCUCACCGAACCACGCCAACAAACAUGGCUUCAGACAGUCCCCAUAUCGCGCAGUUGACUUCUGAGCUCUACUUCCUAAUCGCCCGCUUUCUGGAGGCAGGGCCGUGCCAAGAAGCAGCCCGGACGCUGAUAAGGGAGGUGGAAGAUCAGGAGCUGCUGCCCAAAAGGCUGGACUGGACCGGGCAGGACCACCCAGGAACGUAUGACAAUUUGGUGAAGCUGUACCGGCACAUCAGUCCCGACCACCUGCUGCAGGUGUGCUCCAGAGUGUGUCCUCUCCUAGAGCGGGAUGUCCCGGCCAGCGUUCCGGGACUCACCAGCCUGCUUGGGGCGGGAAGGCAGAAUCUCCUCCGCACCAACAAGAGUUGCAAGCAUGUCGUGUGGAAGGGUUCAGCACUGGCUGCACUUCACUGUGGGCGACCACCAGAGCCUCCCAUCAUCUACGGGAGUCCACCUAACAUCGUGGAGACUAGUCACGGCCGUCGACUGAACGGCUCGUACCGUCUGCAGCAGUUGGUGCCCACCGCAGUCUACCAGCACAUGAAGAUGCACAAGAGGAUCCUGGGACACCUGUCCUCCGUUUACUGCGUCACUUUCGACAGGACGGGACGCCGCAUAUUCACCGGCUCCGAUGACUGCCUGGUCAAGAUCUGGGGGACGGAUGACGGGCGUCUGCUGGCCACACUUCGGGGCCAUGCCGCUGAGAUUUCCGACAUGGCGGUGAGCUACGAGAACACGAUGAUUGCCGCUGGCUCCUGUGACAAGACCAUCCGGGUGUGGUGCUUGCAAACGUGCGCGCCUCUGGCCGUCCUGGAGGGCCAUGCGGCGUCCAUCACCUCGCUGCAGUUUUCUCCUCUGUGUAGCGGCUCCAAGCGAUACCUCUCCUCCACGGGCGCUGACGGCACCAUCUGUUUCUGGCAGUGGGACGCGCGCACGCUCAAGUUUGGUCAGAGGCCUAGUAAGUUCACAGAGCGUUCCAGACCUGGUGUCCAGAUGAUGUGCUCAUCCUUUAGUGCAGGUGGGAUGUUCCUGGCCACGGGAAGCACGGAUCACAUUAUCAGGGUGUACUACUUUGGCUCUGGGCAACCUGAGAAGAUCUCAGAGCUGGAGUCCCAUACUGACAAGGUCGACAGCAUCCAGUUUUCACACUGCAGUGACCGCUUUGUGAGUGGCAGCAGGGAUGGCACGGCGCGGAUUUGGCAGCUGCAGCCGCAGGGCUGGAGGAGCAUCCUGCUGGACAUGCAGACCAAAUUGCCAGGGAAGUACAACCCUCCUCCGUUGGAGGACAAAGUGACCAAGCUGAAGGUCACCAUGGUGGCGUGGGAUCGCCACGACGGCACGGUGAUAACGGCGGCCAACAAUCUGACGCUGAAGGUGUGGAAUUCCAUCAGUGGAAACCUUGUCCACGUCUUGAUGGGUCACGAGGAUGAGGUGUUUGUCCUGGAGCCACACCCCUUUGAUCCCAGGAUCCUUUUCUCGGCGGGGCACGAUGGUAAUUGCAUCUUGUGGGACCUGACCGGAGGAGUCAAGAUCCGUUCGUACUUCAACAUGAUCGAGGGUCAAGGGCACGGGGCGUUGUUUGACUGCAAGUGUAGUCCAGAUGGACAACACUUUGCUGCCACCGACUCCCAUGGUCAUCUGCUCAUCUUUGGCUUUGGCUCCAGUAGCAAGUACGACAAGAUCGCUGACCAGAUGUUCUUCCACACUGACUACCGGCCGCUGAUCCGCGAUGCCAACAACUACGUCCUGGACGAGCAGACCCAGCAGGCGCCCCACCUCAUGCCCCCUCCCUUCUUGGUGGACGUGGACGGGAACCCCCACCCCCCCAGAUAUCAGCGGCUGGUGCCCGGCAGGGAGGGCUGCAGGGACGAGCAGCUCAUACCGCAGAUGGGCGUCACCUCCUCAGGUCUGAACCAAGUGGUGAGUGAGCAGGCGGUGGACGGUCCCAGUCCCCUGGACACCAUGAUCCAAAGACUGCAGCAGGAACAGGACCAAAGACUAGGCUCCGGUGAGAUGCCUGCUGCUCCUGCUACUGCCCUGACUGCCAGCACCCGAAUCAGCCGAGGGUCGAUGGGUUCUCCAACAGAAGUCCACUCCCCGCCCAACGUGGGCCUCCGUCGCAGCGGGCAGAUUGAGGGCGUUCGUCAGAUGCACAGCAACGCCCCCCGCAGCCAGAUGGCCACAGAGGGAGACCUGGUGGCCUGGAGCCGCAGGGUGCUGGUGCCCGAGCUGGAGGAUGCCUCGGUCAGGAGACAGGUGAACUGGCGAGAGGCGAAAGGGGAGGAAGAGAUCAAUAUUUACCAGUCAGAGCGCCGGAGACGCACCAUCCACUCUCUCCCCAAGGAAAGCAGAGUUCAACCCACUUCAGAGUGUGUUACCGAUGAGGGGAGGCGGAGUCAGGGUAACCAUGGUUACCAAACCCGGGCUGCCAUGGAAGAGACGAGCCGCCAGAGCACCGAGGCGGCUGAUGACUACGACAGCGCCUCUGAGCAGGGUGAAGGUGUGGAGGUGCGCCAGGUAAAUGGCCACUCAUCGGAGGAGGACAAGGAGAAGGACGAGGAUGAAAAAGAGCCGUGGCCGGAUGAUCACAGCACUUCUAGCGACUACUCCAGCGAUUACUCAGAUUGGACGGCUGACGCUGGCAUCAACCUGGAGCCGCCCAAGAAGAGUGUGAAAGUGAAGAAGAAGAGUAGCAGCUCCGAGGAGGACGGCGACAAGAAGAGGGACCCCAAGAAGGAGCGCAAGAAAGACAAAGGCGACAAGGACGGUGUCUCACCAAAGAAGAAGCCAAAGGAGAAGAUGAAGAGGGCGGAGCUUCAGGAGCAGGGCCUGACCCUGGAGGAGUGGCUUCCCUCUUCCUGGAUCACAGACUUACUCCCCCGCAGGUGUCCCUAUAUUCCCCAAAUGGGAGACGAGUUGUACUACUUCCGACAAGGCCACGAGGCCUAUGUGGAGAUGGCCAAACAGAAAAAGAUUUACAGCAUCAACCCUAAGAAGCAACCCUGGCACAAGAUGGAGCUGCGGGAGCAAGAGCUGAUGAAGAUUGUGGGUAUAAAAUACGAGGUGGGCUUGCCCACGCUGUGCUGCCUCAAGCUUGCCUUCCUCGACCCGGACACCGGGAAACUUACCGGAGGCUCCUUCUCCAUGAAGUACCACGACAUGCCGGACGUCAUUGACUUCCUGGUGUUGCGGCAGCAAUUUGACAACGCGCGGAAGAGGCAGUGGAGUAUCGGUGACAGGUUUCGCUCUGUGAUCGACGAUGCCUGGUGGUUUGGGACCAUCGAGAGUCAAGAGCCGUACCAGUCACAGUACCCUGACAGCCUCUUUCUCUGCUACAAUGUUUGCUGGGAUAACGGAGACACAGAGAAAAUGAGUCCUUGGGACAUGGAGCUCAUCCCUGAUGAAGCCUCCUUCCCGGACGAGUUGGGCACCAGUGUCCCGCUCACGGAGGAAGAGCAUCAGGAGCUGCAGUACGUGCCGCUGGAUGGUGAGUGGGGCUGCCGCACACGUGUGGAGGAGUGUGAGCGCGUCAUCAGAGCCAUCGACCAGCUGUGCACCCUGGACAUUGCAGCGCCAUUUGCUUUUCCCGUCGACCUGCAAGCUUACCCCACGUACUGCACGGUUGUGGCUUACGUCACUGACCUCAGCACCAUACGCCAAAGGCUGGUCAACUGCUUCUACAGACGACUGUCGUCCCUGAUGUGGGAGGUCCGGUACAUCGAGCACAACGCCCAAACGUUUAAUGAGCCAGGGUCCUUCAUCGUCACUACAGCCAAAUUUGUCUCUGACCUCAUGCUGCACUUCAUUAAGGACCAAAGUCUGAUGGACCUCAUGCCUCUCUACAGAAGCAUGAAGAAGGCCACCUUCUUCGACUCUGAAGACGAGGAUGAGGAGGAGGAGGAUGAAGACACUAACGCACCUGGAACUUCUGCCCCAAACCACCAGGGGCGGCGCUCCAUGCGGCGCCAGCUGCGUACCCGACCUCACUCGUACGACCCUCAUGCGUGGCGAGGACGCUGCAAGGAGCUUCUGGACCUCAUCUUUCAGUGCGAAGACUCUGAACCCUUCAGAGAACCUGUGGACCUGCAGGAGUACCCGGAUUACCUCCAAAUCGUGGACUCUCCCAUGGACUUUGGCACAGUCCUCAACACGCUGGUUGGAGGGAAGUACCAGUCACCUAUCCAGCUCUGCAAAGACGUCCGCCUUAUUUUCAGCAACUCCAAAGCAUACACGCCUAGUAAGAAGUCACGGAUCUACAGCAUGAGUCUGAGGCUCUCCGCGCUCUUUGAGGAGCAUGUGAGCUCCAUCUUGGCCGACUACAAGGCCAUCCACGGCCUGUCGGACAAACUGACCCGACGGGCGUCCGAGCACCAGGCCCGACACCCUGGCGAGCACCCCACACGGCACAGCGUAAAGAGGCGGCGCUGCAGCGAGUCUCCCGACAGCAGCACGGCAUCCAGCCCAGAGAGGAAGCGACGUGUGUCGUCCCGUGUGAUGAGCCGCCGGGAGCCUUCACCGCCACCGCCACCACCUCCCUCACGGCCCCCCUCCCUCAGGCAAAACCUCCCCGUCAAGCAUUCGCCUCAACUGGUCAACGGCAAGAUGGAUACGCCGGCCAUAGGGCGUACACGCAGCGCUGCACGCCACUUUGCACACUUGGCGCCGGCAUCAUUGCACAACGCCACAGGUCAGACGGCGAGUGCCGCCGAGUCCACGCGCUCUCUGCGGACUCACAACACCCUCUCCGCUUCCUCGCCACCAGCUGCUGAGAGGACGAUGCCCACCACUGCAGGCAUGGACGGUGGCGUUGGCGGAAGCACCCGCUGGAAACUCAGGAUGCCUGUGAGACGCUUGUCGGCCUCUCCCGAAAGCCCCGCCUCCCAGGGUACCGCCCACCUGAACGGCCACAGUCGCCACAGUGCCGGCAUUGGAAGGAGAAGUCGUAAAUCUGGAACAGAGCCACCGGAGGGUCCCCCAGCCAGCCCGUCCAGGCCACGAGGUCGCCCCCCAAACAAGAAGAAAGGCAGGAAGAGCAAGGCGGAGCCUGACCACGGCUGCUACACAAGCUCCGCCCCCGAUGACGAGCUAGGCCAAUCCACGGGUGAUGAAGGCGGGGCGUCCUCAGCGCAGGAGACGACUGUUCUGUCAGACUCUGGUACCGCCUCCACUCCCAGAAGGCGUGGCCGCCCGAGAGUGAUCAGGACUGAAGCGUCGUCUCCUCCUCCUCCUCCUCCUCCUCCUCCUCCUCCCCCGCCACCCCCGCCAGUGGAGUCUCCCGAGCCUUCGUUGAGGAGAAGCAGCAGGCGCGCGCAUGACGACAUCACGUCUCCUCCUCGGAUGCAAAGAGGCCCUCGGAGGGAGGGGGCGGCGGCGGUGGAGGGCGAAGGUGACGAUGAGGAAGGGGCAGCAGGCUCCAUGCGUACGCGUAACCAGGGACGACGCUCGGCCUGGUACAUGGAGGAGGACUCUGAGGAGGAGCAGAGGCAGCUGCUCUUCGAGGACUCCUCCAUCACCUUUGGGACCUCCUCCAAGGGGCGUGUCCGCAAGCUGACCGAGAAGGCAAAGGCUAACCUGAUUGGCUGGUAGCAAACAGAGCCCCACCCCUCUACUCCUCCUCAUAUAUUGGUCCAUGUUGGACCCCCCCCCCCCCCCCCCCCCCCCCCCACACACACACACACACACCACCCCCUUGUCCGUCAGACCUUUGGUGAUGCUGGAAACAGGGGUACUCCUUUUAUGGAACUUUUCUUUGUGGGCGGAGUCAAAGAAGCCCAUGUCAACCGUCAGCCUUGGCCUCGCCUCCCUCAUUUUUAAAUCCCUCCCCCUUUUGCCUUUUCUAACGUUUGUAUGUGACGCUCAUCCUGCCCAUGGAAGUCUUAAGCGUGCGUGUGUGUGCGUGUGUGUGUGUGUGUGUAUAAAGUGUCAUUGUAGUUCCAGAUGUUGUUUUGAUUUCUUUCUUUUUUUUCUUUUUUUUUUUGGAGCCUUAAAAUUCCAGCAAAACUUUGGAAUGUUUCCAAAGCUUUUUCUUUGUUUUUGAGGAACAAUUAGUUUGUUUAAAUAGAGUUAAAUAGACCUUUACUUUUCAUUGUGUGUGUGUGCGUGUGUGUGCGCGUGUGUGCGCAUUAGCAAUACCUUGUGCCUUUUACGUUGUGUGUGUGUGUGUGAUACAAAGUUGUGUAUUUAUUAGCAGUGAAGAUGUAGUUUGGAACGAGUGCUAGCGAGAUGCACGUGCAGCUUCUUUGUGAAUGUUGCGUGUCUAAGCUGGGAUGGACUUUUAAAAUAUUUUUCUUUUUCAACCUUGCUUCUCUUAUGCACACACACGUCACAUUCAUCACACACUUUGCUUUAAAGUGUGUGUGUGGAUGUUUGUUGCAUUCUUGUGGUCUACAUCAGUGUUUUUCAACCUUUUUUGAGCCACGGCAUGUUUUUUACAUUGGACAAAUUUGGGGGCACACCACUAACCAAAAAUGUUACAAAAUGACACCAUGUACAGUAUAUUUCAUUACAAUAUCAUUUUUCAAUGUAUUUAUACUCACUCAGUGUGAAACAUGGGCCUGUCUAGAUGAACACAAAGCCGAUAUCCUGGCAGGAAUAGAAGCAAGAUUAAAAAAAAUCAAAUUAUAACAAAAAAGUGAUAUUGUGAUACUAGUGGGCCGUGGCACAGUGGUUGGAAAAACACUGCUCAAAAUUAUGUUGAUGUUCUGGGUGGGUCCUGAUUUUCUUUCUCAUCCGGGUCGUGGCCAGGGCGUCCCACGGGGGUCCCACAGGCAUCCCACAGGUGUCCCCCAGGUGUUCUUAGUAACACAGUGGAACCUCCAAGGCUGUUUCGUUGGCAAGCGGAGAGCCUGUACAGUAGGGGUGUAACGAUUCAUUUGAAUAAUGAUUCGACUCGUAUCAUGAUUGGUGGCGGCGGAUAUGAUUCAAUGAUGGAAUUGGUUUAUUUAGGACGGACGGUGAGAAAGGACUUAGGGGGGUAGUGGACCGCGCAAGUGAGGUUUCUUCGAUUCCCUAGUGUGUUUGGAAGGGAACCAGGUAGAAAUGAAUCAUGGAUAUCAACAAGGAUGAAUGGCAAACGCAUAGAAGUGCAAGCGCGGUUGAAUGUCGAGUAGGUUUAUCUGCCGCUUGCUACUGCAGGAGUUGCCUUCAAACAGCCAGCCAAUCGUGUAGAACAUCUCCCUCUCUGCAAACACCAAAGUGUUUCCGCACACUGGACCACCACGGUGGCCUGACUAUCUCUGCCGUCCGACAGACCGGCCGACUGAAUGUAGGAAUCUAAAUCUACCUGGCGGAUGAAUGCCUACAGCCCAACUGUACAGGUAUUGUUGUUGUCACGCAAGCGUACUAAGUGAAAUGCUGAUGAGGCGUCAGAAAGGCGGGCGUGAGGAAAGGAAGUUUCAUGACGGCAACUUCACGUAUCCUUCGUCUUGUUCACGCUUUUGCAAGGCGGUGAAGGAUUGAACCACGCGAUAGCCCGACUUGCAGGUGUUGCGUGUACUUCACCACCGUGUCCUCUUCUAGGCUUUUAUGCCAAAGAAAAAGCAAAAGGCUGCGCUGCAGUCUCCCGCCACGAUGAGUCCUGUGACUUUCAAGGUUCCACCGUCUGAUCCCUACUUUCAGUGUUUUUAUCAUGAGUGAUAUGCCGUCAUCGUUAUAUCACGUUAGCGCCGUAGGAAAGGAAACGCUGAUGGCAGCAGUGCCGUUCCUAACAAACUAACACGAUGGCAAAGGGGCCUUAAAGGGACGCUGCUACCUUUUGGAGACAUCCCCGUCUGUGUGUGUCAGUUUUAAGGGUGCGUGUUGGGAAGCCGGGGAGCGAGGGUUUCUGUUUUCCACAUUUGAAAGAGAAGUUGUUAGUUUGUAUACUUUUUCUAAAUGUAGGCUAUAUAUCCACACAGUAUGGGGAAGAUGAAAGGUAGAAUGUGCGUACGUACGUACAUACACGUGUACAUGACACAGGACUGCACUCCUGUUAGUUCAUACCAACAUCGGAAAG
Doryrhamphus excisus (bluestripe pipefish) is the source of this 8436-nucleotide messenger RNA. RefSeq names its product PHIP subunit of CUL4-Ring ligase complex (gene phip). Gene Ontology annotation, molecular function: protein binding. Lineage: Eukaryota; Metazoa; Chordata; Actinopteri; Syngnathiformes; Syngnathidae. Gene Ontology annotation, cellular component: nucleus. The record is from RefSeq and is a predicted model, not a curated record. Gene Ontology annotation, biological process: regulation of transcription by RNA polymerase II; regulation of cell shape; cytoskeleton organization.